Penaeus vannamei (Pacific white shrimp) is the source of this 10321-nucleotide messenger RNA. Lineage: Eukaryota; Metazoa; Arthropoda; Malacostraca; Decapoda; Penaeidae. The record is from RefSeq and is a predicted model, not a curated record.
AUGCACGGGUGAGGGCGGCGCAGCAGGAGUGGCGAGAUGUCGUCGCUGUCAAAACCCGCGAGGACCCCUCCGCCAGUUCGAGACUGGGCGGAUCCAGCACCUUCGGGACGAGCGGUUGGGCAUCCAGAAGAAGACCUUCACGAAAUGGAUGAACUCGUUUCUUAUCAAGGCGCGGUUGGAGGUGGUGGACCUCUUCACCGACUUGGCGGAUGGCAAGAUGCUGCUCAAGCUGCUCGAGAUCAUCUCGGGCGAGAAGCUUGGCAAGCCCAACAACGGCAAAAUGCGAGUGCACAAGAUCGAGAACGUUAACAAGUCGCUUGCUUUCCUCCACACAAAGGUCCGACUUGAGAGCAUCGGCGCCGAGGACAUCGUAGACGGCAAUCCACGCCUGAUUCUCGGCCUCAUCUGGACCAUCAUUCUGCGAUUCCAGAUUCAGGAGAUUGAGAUUGAUGUGGACGAGGAGAACGAAAGCAGCGAGAAAAAAUCCGCCAAAGAUGCCCUGCUCCUUUGGUGUCAGAGGAAGACCGCAGGAUACAGGGGCGUCAACAUCGAGGACUUUUCGCGAUCAUGGAGAGACGGCCUGGGCUUCAACGCCCUCAUCCACGCCCACCGUCCGGACAUCAUCGACUACAACAGCCUUGUGGCGAAGAACCACAUUCACAACCUCAACAAUGCCUUCAACGUUGCCCACGACGAGCUGGGCAUCGCCAAGAUCCUGGAUGCCGAAGAUGUGGACACCAACAAACCCGAUGAGAAGUCUAUCAUUACUUACGUGGCUUCGUACUACCACACCUUCGCCCGCAUGAAGAAUGAAUUGAAGGGCUCGAAGAGAAUUGCCAAUAUCAUGAACCAGAUGAAGGAUGUAGACGACAGCAAGAUGAAAUACGAGAAGAUCACCAGCACACUGUUGGAGUGGAUCCUCAUGAAGAUCGUCGAGUUGGACAGCAGGGAAUUCCCCAAUUCUCUAGAUGGCAUCCAGAAGUUGUUGUUGCAGUUCAAGAAGUACAGAACGGAAGAGAAGCCUCCCAAGUACAAGGAAAGAAGCGAGAUCGAGGCCCUCUUUUUCUCCAUCAACGCGAGCCUGAAGGCCCUGAACCAGCCUGCAUACACCCCAAAGGAGGGCCAGAUGGUUCACGACAUCGAGCGAGAGUGGAACAGGCUUGAGAAGGCCGAGCAUCACAGAGAGGUUGCUCUCAGGGAGGAGCUACUUAGACAGGAGAGGCUGGAGCAGCUGGCUUACAAAUUUGACAAGAAGAGCGUGCUACGAAGGGGAUACCUUGAAGAGAUGAUCCAGGUCUUGAGUGACCCUCGUUACGGCAGCAACCUGGCCCAGGUGGAAGCCACUGUCAAGAAACACGAAGCAAUCAGCGCUGAUAUUUUGGCUCGGCAAGAGAGAUUUGAAGAUCUCACAAAGAUGGCUGAUGAAUUGGACGCUGAGAAUUACCGUGGAAAGGACGCCAUUAGAAAGAAGGAAAAAGACAUCCUGAAGAAGUGGAGUGAACUGUUGGAUCUUCUCAACAAACACAAGGUUCACCUCCAGAACUGCUGCGACCUCGUGGCGAUCAUGAGAGAAGUGGACACCAUCACUGCCUCCAUCCGAGAACUGGAGGUGAGCUUCACCUCGGACGAUGUAGGUCGUCACCUGCUGGCAGUAGAGGACCUGCUGCAGAAGCACGCGCUGAUGGAGUCGCAGGUUCACUCGAUGGGAGAGACGAUCAAGAGGCUGAACAAACAGGGCGAGGCCUUCAUCAGCACGGGACACAAGGACGCGCCCGUCCUCCAGAAGAGACUCCAGGACCUCAACAAGGGGCAUGAGGCGCUCCUCAAGAAGGCGGCCGAACGUAGGGCGAGGCUCGAGGAGGCCAGGGAUCUGUUCCAGUUCGAGGUCGACAUGGAGGAGGAGGAAGCUUGGGUUAUCGAGAAGCAGAGGAUCUGCCAGGCGGGCGUCACUGCCAAGGACAUCAGGGCAGUCCUGUCAUUGCAGCAGAAGCACAAGGCUCUCGAGGACGAGAUGCGAGCCCGACGCCCCAAGUCAGAGAAGAUCAUGCGUUCGGGCGAGGCCAUGCUCAAGGCCGACCAUCCCGAGGCCAAAGCUAUAAGCGAGCGCAUCGCCGCCCUCAAGGACAAGUGGAAGGGCCUGGAGCACUACGCCGCCGAGAGGAGGAGGCAGCUGGAGGAUGCAGCGGAGGCUUGUUCGUUCAACGCCGACGCCAACGAGGUCGAGUCGUGGAUCAAGGAGAAGCUGCCACUCUGCCAGUCCAAGGAUUACGGCGAGGACGAGCCCAGCGGCAUGGCUCUCCUGCAGCUGCACGUCCGCAUGGAGGAGGAGAUCAAGGCCUACGAUGGGGACGUCAAGGCUGUCAAUGCCCAAGGCCAGAAGCUCAUCAAGUCGGGCAUAUCCUCACUGAAUAUCACCCCUCAGCAGCAGAUCCCGGCGGAGGACGAGGAAGAGUUUGAGUGGGUCGACGAGGUGAAGAUGGUCCCACAGGAGGUCACGGUGGAAGAAGUGGUUGACGAUGUGGAAGAAGUGACUGUCAUGGAAGUGAGGGAAGUGCCCACGGUGGUCGCGAGGUAUGACUUCGAGGGCCAGGGCAUGCACAUGGCCAAGCGAGAGGUCUUGUUCCUGUUGAGCAAGACGAACGAUGAUUGGUGGAACGUAAGGAAGGCCAACGGGGACGAGGGCUUCGUGCCAGCCAACUACGUGCGAGAAGGCCAGCCCAAGAAGAUCAACGUCCACGUCAAGAAGGAGGUGCGCGUCCCCAAGAAGAAGAUGGUGCCCAAGACCAAGAUGGUGAAGCAGACCGUCAAAGUCAAGAAGAGGAAACCCAAGGCGCCGCCUCGAAGCAAGAAGGUAGCUGAAGAGCCGGAAACGGUCGAGAAGCGGCUGCAGUUGAUCAACUCUUCUUACAACCAGCUGUGCGACCUUGCGCAGAAGCGUCACCUCUACCUGGAGGAAUCCAUCAAGCUCUACUCCUUCUUCAGCGAGUGCCAAGGCUUUGAGCUGUGGAUGAGGGAGAAGGAGAAGCUCCUGAAGACGGAUGACAAGGGCGAUACCGUCGAUGCCGCCAAGAAAAAGUUCGAGCAAUUCUUGACAGAUCUGUCGGCUGCGGGUCGCAGGAUCGAGAUCAUUGACAAGAUGGUGAAGGACUUCGUGGCCUCGGGUCACAGUCAGCUGGAAAAGAUCAAGAACCGCCACAAGCAGAUCCAGGACCAGUGGGCCCACCUCAACCGCCUCAAGCAGCAGAAGGAGCGCAGUCUGGAGGGCGCCUCGAGCGUGGAGCUUUUCCAUCGCACGUGCGACGAGACCAGGGACUGGAUGGUCGAGAAAAUGGAGAAACUAGACACGGAUGAACUGGGAAGAGACUUGAAAACCGUGCAGUCUCUUCAGCGGAAGCACGACCAGUUAGAGAGAGAACUGGCACCAGUGGAAGAAAAGGUGCGCCGAGUUAACCUUCUCGCAGAUUCAGUGAAAGCGUCAUACCCCCGCGAGAAGCAUGCUGUCGAGGACCGUCAGGAGGAAAUUCAGCAGUAUUGGGGACAACUCAAAGGAAAGGCACUGGAGAGGAGAAACCGUCUGGAAGAAGCUGUGGGACAACAGAUCUUCCUCAACUCUGCCAAGAGCUUGCUGAACUGGGUGGGUGAUGUUAAAAAUGCCCUCAACUCCGACGAGCCAGCACGCGACGUAACAACUGCAGAACACCUGCUGAAGAGUCACCAGGACCUUGGUGAUGACAUCAGGGCUCAUCAGGAUGAAUUCAAUGAGCUUGGCCAACUUGGAGAAAAGCUCUUGAAGAGAAACCCAGACUUCGGUGAAGUGAAAGAAAAGAUGGCCCAGCUUGGAGAGGAGCAAAGAGCAAUCCACCGUGGGUGGCAGGAGAAAGGUGACUGGCUGCGGCAGUGCAUGGACCUCCAGCUCUUCAACAGGGAAGCUGAUCAGAUCGAUGCUGCCACAAGCUCUCAUGAAACCUUCCUUGAUUACAAAGAUCUUGGGAGUACCCUUGAUGACGUAGAGGCGCUCCUGAAACGACAUGACGAUUUCGAGAACACCUUGAUGGCUCAAGACGAAAGGCUGCGUGUGUUCAGCGAGAUGGCAGACAAGCUCAUUGCUGCUGAACAUUACGAUGCUAAAUACAUAAAUGAGCGCAGAGAUCAGGUGCAUGACAGGCGAGCUGCUGUUAAGGAACGUGCCCAGGCACGGCGAGAGCAGCUGAAUGGCUCAAUGGCCUAUCAGCAGUUCAAGGCAGACUCUGACGACUUUGACAAAUGGAUGUCAGAUAAGAAGAAACUGGCUGAUGACGAAUCUUACAGAGACCUAAGCAACCUUGAGCGUAAGCUGCAGAAACAUGAGGCCUUCGAGAGGGAGCUCCAUGCCAACGAGGGCCAACUGCGCCGCCUGAAUAAGACCGGCCAGGACCUUAUCGGGCUCAAACACUACCAGUCGGACGACAUCCGCCAGACGCUGGAUGACCUCAACCAGAAGUGGAAGGACCUAUGCAGCAAGACGGAAGAGAAGGGCAUGAAGCUCCGUCAGGCCAACAGUCAGCACAUGUACAACAAAGACCUGGAGGAGACCGGGAAGGCUCUUGACGCCCUGGAGAACGCUCUCAACAACAAGGACGUCGGGCAUGACCUGCGCUCGUGCAAGGACCUGCUCAAUAACCAACAGAACCUGGAGAAUGAGAUGAACAACAUGGAGAGGAAGAUCUCAGAUAUGUGCAACGCCGGAGAUCAAAUGGUCCAAGAAGGACACUUCGACGCUGACAACAUUGAGCAGGCUUGUGCAUCUGCCAAGAAGAGAUUUGAGAAACUGAAGGACCCCGCUGCUCGACGCCGUGCCGCUCUGGAGGAAUCCCUGAGGUGGCACGAGUUCAACUUCGAGCUCGACGCUGAAAUGCAAUGGAUCAAGGAGCACAUGCCUCUCGCCACAUCCACUGUCUUGGGACAAAACUUACACGAAGCUCAGAAUCUGAACAAGAAACAUGCAAAGCUGACAGCAGAAAUCCAGGGCCAUCAACCACAGAUCAAGAAGACCCUUGCAAAGGGUGUCAAGUUGGAGGACGACGGACAUCCUGAGAAGAAAACGAUCAAUAAGAGGUGUGCAGAGCUUCAAGAAGCUUGGGAUGACUUGCUUGCUGAAGCCAGUGAGCGUCAGAGAAAGUUGGAGCUUAACCACAAGGCACAGCAGUACUUCUUUGAGGUGGGAGAGAUUGAGACCUGGAUGAAUGAGAAGCGCAACAUCCUCCAGACCAAAGACUAUGGCAAGGAUGAAGACGUGGCUCGCAAGCUCCUUGCAAAACACAAGGGUCUGGAGCUGGAAAUUGAUACCUACAGUGGAAUAGUGAAGGAGAUGGGCACAGUGGCUGACCAGAUGAUAAAAUCCAGUCACCCAGAGUCCAAGCUGAUCAAGGAUAGACAACAGAUGCUGAAUCAAGAAUUGAGAGACCUGCAGAAGCUGUCAGCUCACCUCAGACAAAAGCUCAUGGAGUCUAUGUAUCGUCAUGAAUAUUUCCGUGAAGCUGAGGACUUGGAGAAGUGGAUUGCAGAGCAGAUGCAGACAGCAACAUCAGAGGACUUUGGACAAGAUUAUGAACAUCUAUUGCUUCUGCAAGCAAAGUUUGAUGAUUUCAAGCACCGUGUUGAAGCUGGCUCUGAGCGUUUCAACCAGUGUGAAGAACUUGCCAAGAAACUUAUUGCAAAUGAAAGUCCUUAUGCUGCUGAGAUUGAACGAAAGCAAGAACAACUCAGGGUGGCUUGGAAUAGUCUCUUGGAGAACAUUGAGGCUAGGGACCAGAAACUGGAAGCUGCUGGUGAGAUCCACCGCUUCAACCGCGACGUGGCAGAGGCACUGGCAAGGAUUCAAGAGAAGUUCAAGUCCAUUCCUGAGGAUCUGGGUCGUGAUGUGAACUCAGUCCAGUCUUUGCUCAGGAAGCACGAAGGGUUUGAGAAUGACCUGGUGGCUCUGGAGGCCCAGUUGCAGGUACUGGUUGAUGACUCAGCAAGACUCCAGGCAGCUUACCCAGGCAGUAAUGCAGAACAUAUUGCUGAACAACAAGCGCUUGUGAUUGAUAACUGGAACACACUCCAAGAGAAAGCCUCAAGGAGGAAGGAGGAGCUCCAUGCUGCAGCUGACCUUCAGAGAUUCUUAGCAGAUUCUCGUAACUUGAUCAAUUGGUCAAGUGAUUUGCGGGCAACAAUGAAGGCACAGGAGAAGGUGCGUGAUGCUGCUAGUGCUCAAGGCCUGAAGACUGAGCACGAGAGGAUCAAGGCUGAAAUUGAGGCCCGUGAAGAUGUGUUCAGCAAGGUGGUAGAGGCUGGACGAAUCAUGGUGGAGGACAGACACUAUGCCAGUACCGAAGUGGAAGAGAGAGUCCUUGAAGAGAGAAACCAGUUGCAUGCAGCCUGGCAGCACAAGAAGGUGUACUUAGACCAGCUGAUAGACCUCCAAUUCUUCUUGAGAGAUGCCAAGCAGCUUGACACCAUCAGCAGCACUCAAGAAGCUGCUCUGUCAACAGCUGACUUUGGAACAACCAUUGAACAGGUGGAUGCUCAGGUUAAGAAACAUGAUGCUUUUGAGAAGCUAGUGUAUGCCCAAGAAGAGAAGCUAGAUACUUUGAAGAACCAUGGCUCAAAGCUCAUUGAACAGAAUCACUUUGACUCCCCACAUAUCAAGAAGCGUAUUGAUGAGGUGGUGUUGAGAAGAGGCCGUGUAAAAGAUGCCACAAAGGCACGUAAACAGCAGCUAGAAGAUGCCCUCCUUCAUGCCCAGUUCAUCAGAGACGUAGGUGAUGCCAACAUGUGGAUUGACGAGAAAGUCAACCAUUUGGAGGCAGCACGGACAAAGGAUGUCACCAGCUUUGAGGACAAGGUCAAGAAGCUGCAGAAGCACCAGGCCUUCAUGGCUGAACUUCAGGCCCACGAGUCAAGGAUCAAGGAAAUUACUGAAAAUGGUGCAAUGCUUGUCAAGAAGAAGCAUAAGUCAUCAGCUGAAGUAAAGGAAGAGGUAGACCAUCUUGUAGAGAGGUGGACACAGCUGGUGCUUGAUGCUGAGAAUCACUCCAGAGGCCUGGAGGAGGCUCAGGACAUCCUUGAAUUCAACACUCAGGUGGAGAAGGUCGAUGCUUGGAUCAGAGACAAGGAAAUGAUGGUCCAGGCAGGGGAUCUUGGUAAGGAUUAUGAGCAUUGCAUGGCUCUUCACCGCAAACUGGAUGAUGUUGAUUCUGACAUGCGUGUAGAUGAUGCCAGGUUCACAACCAUCAAUAGAUUAGCAGAUAAGAUCAUAAAGCAGGGCUGUGGUGACAACAAGGCUGUGGAGCAGAGAAGAAAUGAACUGAAUCAUAAGUGGCAGGCCCUGAAAGGUGCCAUUGAUGCCUACCGCACAGAGCUUGCUGGAGCUUUGGAGAUCCAUGCCUUUAACCGUGAUGUUGAUGACACCAAAGCACGCAUUAGCGAGAAGGCUGUAAUCCUUGCCAAUGAAGACACUGGGAAGGACCUUACCCAGGUUGAGGCUCUCCAGAGGAAGCAAGAGACCAUCAUCCGUGAUAUGUCGGCUAUUGAAAAGAAGAUCAAGGAGCAUGAAAAGGCUGCCUUUAACCUGGCCAAGAAGUACCCAGAUAUGAAGGAUCCCAUCCACAAGAAACAAGCUGAGGUUCUAGAGGCUUGGUCCAAACUUUGUGAUGGUUCCUUUGGCCGGAAAGAGAAGCUCUCGCUUUCCUACACACUGCAUAAGUUCCAGGCUGAUCUACGGGAACUGGAAAAGUGGGGAGAAGACAUUGUUAGCCGUAUGAAUGCAUCCCCACUGCCCAGCAACACAGCAGAAGCAGAGAUGCUACUGCAGAGUCAUCAGGAGAAGAAGGCUGAAAUUGAUGGACGAAAUGAAGUGUUUGAAGCUCUACAAGAAUUUGGUGAGAAGCUUAUUGCAGAUGAUCAUUUUGCAAAGGAAUCCAUCAAGGUGAACCUAGAAACACUGAAUGAAGUGAAGAGCAAGGUCACAGUGUUCUGGACUGAACGUGAGAAGGUCUUAUCUCAGGCUCAUCAGCUGCAAGUCUUCCUAGAGAUGUGUGAACAAGCCAACUCAUGGCUAGCAAGCAAGGAGGCCUUCCUCAACAAUGAUGAUCUUGGGGAUUCUAUGGCAUCUGUGGAAGUGCUGAUCAAGAAACACGAGAGCUUUGAGAAGACCUUUGAGGCCCAAGGCAACAAGAUUGAACAGCUGGAGAUCUUCGCUAAAGACCUGCUGAAGAAUGACCACUAUGACAGCGAUGGCAUUCGAAGGCGCCUUGAUGUUGUGACUGCCAAGAGGGAUAACCUGAAGGAAGCAGCACAUCAGAGAAGGCUAAAGCUGAGGGAGUCCAAGUUGCUGCAGCAGUUCUUGAGGAAUAUCUAUGAAGUGGAAGGUUGGAUCUCAGAGAAGUUGCAGGUAGCAUGUGAUGAGAGCUACCGAGACCCCACCAACCUGCAGUCCAAGAUCCAGAAGCAUGGGGCAUUUGAGGCCGAAGUCCUCGCCAACUCGGGUCGUGUCAGUGCUGUGUCUCAGGAAGGUGAGAACCUUAUUUCCAAUGGUCACUAUGCUGAGCAAGAAAUUCAAGCAAGACUGGACGGAUUGGAUUCGCUGUGGAAACAACUUCAGGACUCCUCACAGCUCAAGAAGGAUAGGCUGAAUGAGGCCUACCAGGCACUCCUUUUCAACCGCACUUUGGAUGACCUUGAGUCCUGGAUGGAUGAUGUGGAGACGCAGCUGCAGUCAGAAGACCAUGGCCGAGACUUGACCUCAGUCCAGAGUCUGCUGAAGAAGCAUCAGCAACUGGAGAAUGACAUUGCUUCGCACCAGAGUGAAGUGGAUCAGGCAAAGGAAGUGGCUCAAUCAUUUGCUGUUGCCAAACAUUUCAUGAGCGAAGAGAUCACUGAAAGGGUUGAAGCAGUCACAAAGAGAUACAACUCCUUACAUGAGCCAGUACACAUUCGCCACGAAAAUCUUGAGGAUGCACUCCUUCUCCAGCAACUCCUGCGAGAUAUAGAGGAUGAGCUCUUGUGGGUGGCAGAGAAGGAGCCCCUCGCUUCAAGCCAGGACCUUGGCUCCUCCUUGACAGCUGUGCAGAACCUCCAGAAGAAGCACCAGGCCUUGGAAGCAGAGAUCCAGUCUCAUGAACCAGUCAUCAACAGUGUAAAUAGUCGAUCACAGCAGAUGAUCCGUUCCGGACAUUUUGCGUCAUCAGAUAUUGAGGAGAAGAUGAAACAGUUGCAGACACAGCUCUCACAGUUAAAGGACACAGCAAGUGUCAGAAGACUCCGGCUGUUGGAUGCAGUUGAAUCUCAGAUGUUCUAUUCUGAGGUUAAUGAAGCUGAGGCUUGGAUGCGAGAAAAGAGACCACUUGUUGUUUCGCAAGAUUACGGGAAAGAUGAGACCUCUGUUGGAGCUCUGAUCAAGAAACUAGACAAUGUUGCAAGAGACCUUGAUAGUUUCAAGACAACUGUAGAAAAACUAUCUGUCUUGUGUGUAAAACUUACUGAGAGAAGACACUUUGACAGUGAAAACAUUACCAAGAAAAUGACCCAAGUGAAUGAGCAAUAUGCAGAAAUGAAAACGCUACGAGAGAAGAGAGCCAAGCGCCUGGAGGACAGUGGGAAGCUGUUCCGUUUCCUGCGUGAGAGUGAUGAAGUAGGCGAGUGGCUCAAUGACCAGAUGGCAAUAGCAGCAAGCGAGGACUAUGGCAGAGAUGUAGAGCAUGUUGAGAUCCUGAUCCAGAAGUUCGAGUCAUUCCUCACAGCAUUGAAUGUCAAUGAGGAGAAACUGGUGACAGUUAAAGAAAAAGCUAAAGUGCUUAUCGAUGAAGGACAUCCUGAGCCAACAAAGAUUCAGGAAAAGGUGGAUGAGUUACAACAGCUGUGGGAUGACCUGAAAGAACUGUCAACUGCAAGACAAGAGGCCCUUGCUGGAGCUAAGCAGGUGCAUGUAUUUGACCGCAAUGCUGAUGAAACCAUCAGCUGGAUUGCCGAAAAAGAUGCAUUCAUUUCCUCCGAAGAUUAUGGCCAUGACCUGGAGACCAUUCAAGGUUUGGCAAGAAGACACCAAGGCUUUGAGAGAGAUUUGGCUGCUGUGAAAGAACAGGUGGAAUCAGUUGUCGAGGAAGCAAAGCGCUUGGCGGAUCUAUUCCCAGAUGCAAGAGAACACAUCUCAGUGAAGCAUGAGGAGACAGUUGAAGCCUGGAAUGACCUCCUCGAUAAGUCUGCCCAGCGUAAAGAUAAGCUUUACCAAGCUGAGAAACUACAGUCAUACUUUGAUGAUUACAGGGAACUCAUGGCUUGGCUGAAUGAGAUUCUACCUUAG